AUGACUUCUGACUCCUCGAACACUGAUAAAUAUCAGCUAAACAAUGGCUAUUCAAUUCAACUUGCAAUUGACUUAAAUAGUUUAAUUACAUUGAAACUUAUUGAUAACCAUGAAACAGUUAGUUCUGUUUCAUUUACCGAUCAUCAAUGUUCUUUACUGACGCAUAAACUAUGUGACACGUCAAAUGAUCUUUAUGAAUUAUUAAUUGAUCUCUUAUCAACAGCAGAAUCUUCAACUAAUUCUAAGAUAUGUGUUAUAAACGAUGAUCGUAUUAAUGUGUCAUUUCCAAUCCACUUCGGUAGUCGAAAUAAAACGAAGCUAUGGUCGUUUACAAUCGCAUUUCUGAAGCCAGCGUCGUUUAAUGAUAACAACACUGAAGAAAUUACAUUAGAUCCUCUUGAUUGGACUGAAACAAGAUUAUUAGGACAUCAAAUCAUGGAUGAUAUGAUCGAUUAUUUGCGAGAUCUUCGUCUUCGACCUACAUGGCGCCCAGUUCCAUUGACUGUGCAACAGUCAUUAUCACAACAAGAUCUCCCGUGGAAAAGUCAAUCUGCACGGGAAGUCUAUGAUGAAGUUCGAUCACUUAUUUUACCGUAUCCAUUGGGUAAUAUUCAUCCACGGUUUUGGGGUUGGGUAAUUGGUACUGGUUCUCCCAUUGGAAUUUUAGCUGAGCUAAUUACAGGAACGAUGAAUAAUCAAUCAUGGGGUGGUAAUCAAGCAAGUAUCUAUUUAGAACGUCAAGUAUUGACAUGGCUCAAGAGUAUCAUGGGUUUUCCCACAGAUGAGACUUGUUCAGGUGCACUCGUGAGUGGUACCUCAGUAGCAACGAUCGUUGCAUUGGCAGUGGCUAGAAAAAAAUUUCAUGGUCGUAAGAUGAAAAUCUACUGUUCAACAGAUGCACAUAAUUGUACUCUUCGAGCUGUCGAUAUUCUUGGCAUUGGAAAAGAAAAUAUCAUUAUUGUUCCGACUAAUAAACAAAGGCAAAUUGAUUUGCAGAUGUUGGAAAAAGCAAUCGAUUUAAAUUUUGGUGGAGUUAUUGUUGGUAGUGCCGGUACAGUUGGCACGGGUGCUAUUGAUGAUCUCAAUGGAUUGGCUGAUUUAUGUGCUCGACAUCCUAAUGAUCUCUGGUUUCAUAUAGACGGUGCUAUUGGAGCAGUAGCUUGCUGUUCGGCACUUCUUCGACCUUUAUUUAUUGGUCUUGAACGAGCUGAUUCAAUUGCAUUCGACUUACAUAAAUGGCUUUUUGUUCCAUACGAAUGCGGAUGUAUUCUAAUUCGUGACGGUGAUUUACAUCGAGCAGCAUUAGGUCAAUCAGCUUCGUAUUUAUCAUUGAUGGAUGGUGGUGUUACACCGAGUACUGGUGCUAUGCUUUUUAGUGAUUAUGGAUUAGAAUUAGCGCGUAGUAUGAAAUCUCUCAAAGUUUGGAUGACAUUUAAAACUUAUGGACUCGAGACAUUCAGUCGAAUCAUAGAACAAAAUAUUGAUCAAGCAAAAUAUUUUGUUUCAUUAGUUCAGCAACAUUCAGAUGAACUUGAAUUGCUCAGUACAGGUCCACUGAAUAUUGUCUGUUUUCGUUACAUUGUACCACAUUUGAAUAAUGUGGACGCGGAGACAACAAUGAACAAAUUUAAUAAACAACUAUUAGUUGCUAUUCAAGAACGUGGCAUAGCUGUUGUGUCAACAUUUGUUAUCGAUAAUAAUGUAUUUGCAUUAAGAAUGUGUAUAACAAAUCAUCGAACAAAACGAUCUGAUCUUGAUUUAUUUCUUGAACAACUUCUUGCCGUAGCUCGUGAACUGUUAACUACACCUGAAUUUUCUAACACUGCAUAA
Molecule: messenger RNA, 1830 nt
Organism: Rotaria socialis
Lineage: Eukaryota; Metazoa; Rotifera; Eurotatoria; Philodinida; Philodinidae
Source: the annotation of a GenBank genome assembly